GAUUGGCAGAGAGGGAUGGAGGACACUGAAUGGAGGUCAGUGGAGGGAUUGGCAGAGAGGGAUGGAGGACACUGAGUGGAGACCAGUGGAGGGAUUGGCAGAGAGGGAUGGAGGACACUGAAUGGAGGACACUGAGUGGAGGCCAGUGGAGGGAUUGGCAGAGAGGGGUGGAGGACACUGAGUGGAGACCAGUGGAGGGAUUGGCAGAGAGGGAUGGAGGACACUGAAUGGAGGUCAGUGGAGGGAUUGGCAGAGAAGGAUGGAGGACACUGAGUGGAGGCCAGUGGAGGGAUUGGCAGAGAGGGAUGGAGGACACUGAGUGGACGCCAGUGG
Molecule: messenger RNA, 333 nt
Organism: Staurois parvus
Lineage: Eukaryota; Metazoa; Chordata; Amphibia; Anura; Ranidae
Source: the annotation of a GenBank genome assembly